Molecule: messenger RNA, 1610 nt
Organism: Drosophila ficusphila
Lineage: Eukaryota; Metazoa; Arthropoda; Insecta; Diptera; Drosophilidae
Exons: 5
Coding region: 118-1191 (357 amino acids)
Source: RefSeq, a predicted model, not a curated record
UCCAACCGCCUGUCGCCUGCGUGAACUGCGAUCGUCGCCCUCGAACCGUCUUCGAAUCGUUUACGUUCUCGAGCAUAACAUUUUUUUUCUGUUUCCAAACCGAGUUGCGAACACACCAUGUCAUUCCUGGGCAACACCUCCGACCUGGAGUGCGAAAAGAACGAGUUCCCGAGGCAGCGUCCCUCGGGCAUCGUCACCAAAGUGGCGGCCCACAAGCUGUCCGCGGAGCCCAAGUGGACCGACAAGCGGGAGGAGGACUCCGACUCGGAGGUUUCGUCGCCGGAUAACUUUCUGACCAAAGGCGCCUUCCUGCUGACCCCCUCCUACGAGCUGUCCAUGGAGCGGGCGGCCCUCAUCUGCGAGAAGAUGGCCUUCAAGGGAUGCUUCAGCUUGACCAAAACCGCUACAGGCAUUCUGUUUAAAUUCUCACACCCAGAUGACUAUCAGGCGGUGUUCAAGAAGGGCUUCCACAAGGUCACCGGGGCGCGAUUCUACCGCAAGGUGAGCCCACCCACCCACACGCACAUCUCCAGUGAUUGGAAGGGCAUUAUGGGGCACAAGAUAGCGAUUCCCUGUCGGCCGCGGAAGACCUUCACCCUGUACGUGCUCGAUGUGCCGGAGGACCUGCCCGUGGAGGAUAUCCGGCAUGCCAUGUACAAGUUCGACUCGGUGGUGGAGGUGGUGCGCCUGCACAUCUACUCGAGCCUCGCCAGCAACGCAGCCAACGCCUCCGCCUCCUCGGUUGCCGCCAGCUCCUCCUCCGCCGGCGGCGGCGGCGAUAAGGGCGUCGAAGGUGAGCAGAUCCAGCUGCUCCACACGCCGACCCAGACGCUGCGCCGAGCGGCACUGCGAAGCACCUCCAAGAGCGUGGGCUCCGUGGUGGGCGAUGCCAUCGAGAAGGCCGAGCGUCCCGAGCGCAGGGAACUGCCGCCGGCCGUCAUCCGGAUCACUCUGGCCUCCAUGGACGAGUACAACAUCCUGUUGCAGAACGGACUCAACUUCUACGACGCCACGUUCUUUCCCACUGAGGCCAACAUCUCGCUGAAGGGCGCCAAGAUCGACUACAAGCGCAGAAUGCUCGAUGGCUCGAUUCCCGGAAGGGUGAGGGAGCUGCUGCCCGUUUUCGAUGCGGCUGGCUUCUGCAAGCUGCCACCGCCCACCAGCAAGCUAAUUAAGCCGCCGAGGUCGUAGAUACGUGCGAUGCGAUCCAAAGCGAUGCGAUGCCACAUGACGCGAGAUACGACGACAACGCGUUCCGGCCAAACUCACGGGCCCCCUUGACGACCACACUCCGGAUUCGGUUCUACCUACCCAUUUUAUCUUACCCUGCUUCGCUGUAUACUAUACACACAAUGCUCUUUUUUUGAACGGAUGCCAACGUUUCCGCUCGAUCCGCCGAUCCAAUCCAUAAUAAUUCCCAUUUUGGCUACCAUCUCUAUUCUAUCUGUCUCCCCUGUGAACUCUUCAACCUUCUUUUUUUUUUUGCUAGUUUUAUUAUUAAAGGCCCAUAUACGGCGUAGCGUCUAAUUUGUUUGAUUGUCUAACAAAGAAAAAUAAGCAAAACACAGAAUUGAAAUAAUAAAAACGAAAUAAGAAAAACAAUUUUCAAU